Malania oleifera is the source of this 3882-nucleotide messenger RNA. RefSeq names its product LRR receptor-like serine/threonine-protein kinase FLS2. The coding region runs from base 1144 to 3771 and encodes 875 amino acids. Gene Ontology annotation, biological process: protein phosphorylation. The record is from RefSeq and is a predicted model, not a curated record. The transcript is spliced from 3 exons. Gene Ontology annotation, molecular function: protein kinase activity; ATP binding; receptor serine/threonine kinase binding. NCBI's taxonomy places the organism in Eukaryota, Viridiplantae, Streptophyta, Magnoliopsida, Santalales, Ximeniaceae.
UUACAUUUACACCAACUUUGCAUUUACACCCCGUGAUGGUUCAUCACUCUCAUGAUCAGCUCUCGGGCUCUUGGGCGAUUGAACUUGGUUCAAUAGAUCAUGGAAUAUGAGCAGUGAGUCAAGGCCGUGAACUUGUUUAUCAAUCUAUUUAUUAGUCUGUCUUGGUGGCCAGCGAUAUCUAUGGAGCAACUAAAUUGGAAUCGAUAUACGUGAAGGAGACAAUUUUUUUUUUUUGGUUUUGUUGGUGGAGGUGUCGAUCUCAUUUCCAAAGGGUAGAAAAUCUUCAGUUGCCUGGCUACCAGCGCCUGCGCAGGAGAAACUAGAAAGGAUAGAAAAUCUUCAGAUCGAAGCGAGAGAGAAGCAAUAGACGUGAGACGUGAGACGUGAGAGCCAUGCCGCGAAGAGACUAUCGAGAUUCCGAACUGGCGAGACAAUAGAAAAUUGGUGAAAGGAAAAAAGUUGGUGAAAAGGAUUGGAAUCCUUGAAUUAGUCGACCAUCUACGAACCCCCGACUUGCGCGUUCAGUGAGAGAGAGAGAGAGAGAGAGAAGCAGGGGGAGGAAUUAGAGUGAUAGAUGGUUUUUUAUUUCGGUCAGAAGAAAUUCCAGAGGACUGCAGACUAGGAAAUUGGGGAUUCCCGAAAAGGCAGCAGGCAGAACCGGGUAAAACCCUCUUGUGAGGUAUUCCACUCCUUUUCUUUACAGAGCCCACUUCGGAGUUUGAAAUUGAGGCAUUGAAGGCCUUCAAGAAUUCCAUCACAAAUGAUCCGUUUGGGGCACUUUCAGAUUGGACUGACACAAACCAUCACUGUAACUGGUCUGGCAUUGCCUGUGAUCCUUCCUCAAAUCAUGUCAUUUCUAUAUCCCUAGUUGGUAAGUACCUUCGAGGUAGCAUCUCCCCAUUCAUUGGAAACAUUGCCAGCCUCCAGGUUCUUGAUUUAUCUUCAAACUCUUUCACGGAGCACAUCCCAACUCAGUUGGGGCAUUGCUCUCAACUUCUACAGCUAACCCUCUAUGAGAAUUCUCUUCUUGGUCCCAUCCCACUUGAAUUGGGAAACCUUGGAAAUCUGCAAUCCUUGGAUUUAAGCAGUAAUUCCUUAAAUGGAAGCAUUCCUGAAAGCAUUGGCAACUGCACAUCCUUGAGAAUGCUUGAUGCCAGCGUCAAUAAACUCAGUGGCGCAAUCCCAGUUGGCAUUACAAAUUUGGCUAAUCUCCUAUCUUUGGACCUAAGUGGAAACAAUUUAUCAGGGAACAUCCCUUGGGAAAUUGGGAAUCUAUCAAAUUUAGAGUUUCUUCAGUUGUCUAAUAAUAUGCUCACCGGCAAAUUUCCAUCUGAGCUAGUUCAUUGUAAGAAGUUAGUCACUCUAAACAUGUAUUGCAAUUUCAUCACCGGGAUUAUUCCAUCAACUAUCUGUUCACUUCAAAAUUUGAAGAACCUAUCUCUGGGUUACAACUAUAUUGAGGGAUCCGUUCCCUCUUGUCUUUCCAACUGUACCCAUCUUAUCCAGAUUGAUUUGGGUGUUAACAGAAUGAUUGGGGAAAUUCCUCAGGAUUUAGGGAAGUUGCAGAACUUGACAUACCUUAUUCUUGCAGAGAAUAACAUGUCAGGGGAGAUUCCAGACAACCUUUUUAACUGCUCAAGUCUAUACAAACUUGAUUUAUCUGCAAAUUAUUUCAAAGGAAUGUUGAGACCAGGUUUCGGCAAACUCUACAAUCUACAUAUUUUAAAGGUCCACAGAAAUUCAUUGGUAGGGCAAAUUCCACGGGAGAUUGGCAAUCUAAGUCAAUUGAUGUGCUUAGAUCUUGCUACAAAUAACUUUUCAGGUCUAGUUCCUCCUGAAUUAUCAAAACUUUCUCUCCUUCAAGGUCUUUUGUUGCAUGAUAACAUGCUAGAAGGUGCAAUUCCUGAGAAAAUUUUUGAACUAACAUGUUUGACUUAUCUAGAGCUGCAAAAUAAUAGGUUCACGGGUGCCAUCCCAGAUGCAAUUGCUAAUCUUAAGGUGCUUUCAGACUUAUACCUCAAUAGAAACAUGCUUAAUGGGUCCAUCCCAAAAAGUAUGGCAUAUCUUAGUGGACUGGUGGCAUUGGAUCUUUCUCACAACCUUCUCACAGGAUCCAUUCCUGGAUCUGUGAUCGCAGGUAUGAGAAGCAUGCAGUUAUACUUGAACUUCUCGUACAACCUUUUAACUGGAGCCAUUCCAAAUGAGCUUGGUAUGUUGGAAAUGGUACAAACCAUUGACAUCUCAAACAAUAAACUUUCAGGAAGCAUUCCUGAAGCAGUUGGAGACUGUAAAAAUCUAUUCUCACUUGAUUUAUCUUCCAAUGAACUUUCUGGUGAAAUCCAAGACACAUUUUUUACAGAAAUGGUUUUGCUUACUAGCUUGAACCUUUCAAGGAAUUUGUUCAAUUGUGGACUUCCUAAAAGUUUGGGGAAUCUGAUGCAUCUUGUUUCCGUUGACCUUUCUCAGAAUAGGUUCAAUGGCAUAAUUCCUGAAAGCUUUGGCAGUCUCUCCUUCUUGAAAAUUUUGAACCUUUCUUUCAAUCAACUUGAAGGACCUAUUCCAAAUACUGGCAUAUUUAGAAAUAUCACUACAUCCUAUUUAGAUGGAAACUUGGCUCUUUGUGGAGCUAAAUUUCUAAAUUAUUGUAGAAAUCAGAAUGCUCCACAUAGUUUCCCCAAGAAAAUUAUAAUAAUUCUAAUAGCAUUUGGGUUGGUUUUUGUGUUUGUUAUUUCCCUCCUCAUUGGUUACAUUAAGAUGCAUGAAAAAGAAGGGGCUAAGAAUCCAGAACCAAAGUAUAUUUCAGCAUUAGCCCUUAAGAGAUUUGACCAAAGGGAUUUAGAAAUGGCUACAGAUUUAUUUAGUGAAGAUAACAUCCUUGGAGCUAGCAAUUUGAGCACAGUAUAUAAAGGCAAGUUGGAAAAUGAGCAGAUUAUUGCUGUUAAAAAAUUGAAUUUGCACCAAUUCGCGUCAAAGUACUUCAACAGAGAGAUCAAUACCCUAAGCCAGCUGAAGCACAGAAAUCUAGUCAAGGUACUCGGUUAUGCUUGGGAGAGUGGAAAGCUAAAGGCUCUAGUUCUAGAAUACAUGGAGAAGGGAAACUUAGAGAGUAUUAUCCACGAGCCUUGCAUGGGUCAUUCAAGGUGGACACUGUUAGAGAGAAUCAAUGUUUUUGCUUCUAUUGCAAGUGCCUUGGAUUACUUGCAUUCAGGUUAUCAUGUCCCAAUAGUUCACUGUGACCUAAAGCCUUCUAAUAUUCUUUUUGAUGAAGACUGGGAGGUCCAUGUUAGUGAUUUUGGAACAGCUCAAAUUCUCGGUGUUCACCUGCUAAAUGGAAGCACUGUUUCCUCAGGUUUUGCAUUUGAAGGCACUAUAGGCUACCUUGCGCCAGAAUUUGCGUACAUGAGGAAAGUUACAACAAAAGUGGAUGUAUUCAGCUUUGGUAUGAUAGUGAUGGAAUUCUUAACUAAACAGAGGCCAACGGGGCUAACCCAAGAUGAUGGUUUGCCAAUUACUCUGCGUCAACUGGUGGAGGAAACCCUUCGGUGCGGAAUGAAUCGACUUCUUGAAAUUGUAGAUGUGGAUCUCGCUUCAAACAUUUUCGAUGAGAAGCAUGUCGAAAUAAUUGAAGAACUCUUUAAACUAGCAUUGUCAUGCACCUGUCAAGAGCCUGAGGAUCGACCGCAUAUGUAUGAAGUAUUAUCUUUCUUAUUGAUGCUAAAAGUCGCAUGUAGUGGUGUGAGAUGGGACCAAAGCCAUGAAACAAUAACCUAGCAUUCUAGUAACUCAGAGAAGAUAGAAAACUCACUAUUAAAUUUGUCGUUGCUCAUCCUUUUCGGGCUGAGCUAUUGAAUGUUUAUGCAAGAGGCGGCAGACUUUCUUAAA